UUCCUCAUGUCACAGUACGAUGUCUUGAAGACCAUGGUAGCUAGAGUUGCCCGAGCGUUCUAUGAUCCAAAAUAUAUUGUGGUACUGGAUGCUCUGAACAAGAUUGGAGAGCAUGUUAAGGAAGAAGAUCUGUCGAUCAAUCUUAAGUUAACUCUUCGGGAGCUGCACAAGCUGUGUGCCAAACUGAGAGAGGAUAGACUAGUUCGAAUUGUUCAGAAGCAGGAAGCACGAGCACCUGAUCAACGAGCCGUACCCAAGACAUACUAUUAUAUCGACUACAAGCAAUUUGUAAACGUGGUGAAAUGGAAAAUGUAUAAAAUGCAAACAUCGGUCCGAGAUACCUUGCGAACGGAAUCUGAAAACAAGGGUUAUGUCUGCCCAAAUUGCCAGAGAACUUAUCCGGCUCUUGAGGCUGUUGGGCUUAUCAGUAUGACGGAUGGCUUGUUUCACUGCGAGGAUUGCGAUGCUAUACUUGAAGAAAACGAUAACGCCGAAAACGUGAAAUAUAGUCAAGAAGUACUCGCCAGAUUACGUGAACAGUGCUUGCCAAUCAUUUCGCUGCUGAAGCAAACGGAUUCUUUGGUUAUACCAGCCAGUUAUGUUAUAAGGACUUCAGCUGGCAUAGAUGGGAAUGGAAACAACAAGGCCAACGGUGAUGAUGAUGGCCAUGAGCUUGCCAUAGCUCAAGAUACGGGAGCUGGUCAAGGCGAAAUCAUAGUAGACUUGCAAAUGGACAAUGAAGCUGCGCGCCGAGCUAAAAUAUCCGAGUCUAAUAAGAAGCGACAGCAAAACGCCCUUCCAGUGUGGCAUCAACAGAGUACUAUUUCUGCACCUUUGAAAGGCACCGGAGAUCGGGAAAAUGCAGUUGAAGAAAGCGAUUCCGACGAAGAGGAUCAGUUUGAGGCAGUUGAAAAUGAGGAGUAUGAUCAAGAUAGAGCAGAUUAUUAUGCCAAAUAUUAUGACUCCCUCAAUGAACUUGCCGCAAACACGGAGCCUAUGGGCUCUGAGGUCGAUCAAGGUCUCAUGAACGAUGACGAGGAUACUGGGUUGGAAGUAGUUGGAAGCAAACGUGCAUUUGAUGAUGACACUGAAGCUAGUAAGAGGCAGCGGCACGAUAGCGCUGAUGAAGAAGACGCGGACAACUUCGACGAUAUAGAUACGGAAGUUACCAAAGUAUCCGUGAAUGGUCGACUUGUACCAUUGCAUGAGAUUACGGAAGACGAUCAACUCAAAAUGACCACUGAGGAAUAUCAGGCUUAUUACGAGGCGUACGAAGCAUGGGCACAGUAAUCCAAGGAGAGCUCGCCAAUAUCAACAUUUUUUAAAGAUAAACAACUUUAAUAAGAUUGUAUAUACACAUCAUAACAUGAAAUAGAAGUCCACAACGGUAUUUCUCCUCAGACUAUGGUUUCUGUCCGCUAAAUCUAAUACCAAAUUUCGGCU
Umbelopsis ramanniana AG is the source of this 1443-nucleotide messenger RNA. RefSeq lists its product as uncharacterized. Bases 7 to 1290 code for a protein of 427 amino acids. NCBI's taxonomy places the organism in Eukaryota, Fungi, Mucoromycota, Umbelopsidomycetes, Umbelopsidales, Umbelopsidaceae. The record is from RefSeq and is a predicted model, not a curated record. The transcript is spliced from 10 exons. Gene Ontology annotation, cellular component: transcription factor TFIIE complex. Gene Ontology annotation, biological process: transcription initiation at RNA polymerase II promoter; transcription open complex formation at RNA polymerase II promoter.